GCUCUACGUGACACCGAAUGCUAAGUGGACCCUCACACCGCGCGUCGACGGCUCGAAAGUCUCCCGCGCGAGUGGCCUCUCUCGUUUUUCAACCCCCCUCCCCUUUUGCCCCUCAUGUAUAUACAGUCAUUUCUUUAUUAUUAUUAUUAUCAUCGUCAUCGCCGUCCUCGCGCGUAUGGCCGGCCGUUAUUGCCACGCCGUCGCGCUCGAUAAAUUAGACGGCCCGCGCCUGCGAUCGUGGCCGGCGAUAAGAUUUCGAUCGCUGCUUAAACGUGCCCGUCUGUAUCAGGUGGUACAUCUCGUGGCCUCGCCGAGAUAUAUCACCGGGCACCCGGGGUAUCUCGUCGCUCCCGGCCAGCUGCCAAGAGGUCGCGUAAGUGUACCGCAGGCGCAUGCAAAUUGGCGUCGACGUCGCCUCACGGUUGCUACCGCCGCUAUGAGUACGUGUCGCAAGACAGUCUACACUGACGGACGCAAUCGGACGAACCACGCGAGGCGCCAAGAUACCGAUCUGCGACAUUUGUUGCAUCACUCGGGCAAGAAUCAUUCAUCAUGUGUAUAAAAAUCGUCGUGUGAUUCGGGAUCACUGUCGAGGUAGCUUCCUUCGAGCGAUCGCCAAUCCGUCGCACUACACCUUGGCGUCUUCCGCGGACUCGAAGAUACUGUAUCUUACGAUUAGAAUUAGAAGCUGUAUUCGGCUUCAAAACGGCGAUCGUCAAAGGUCCAACAAAUCAACUUAUCGCAUUUCGGCCGCCGAAAGAUUUUGAUAAUCGCCCGCGUGUGCGUGUGCAAAGUACGUGCCCCGUCCCCGAGUGGGAUAGGAUCGGCGAGCUCUUCGGCGGAGCGUUCUACUGUGACUGGGAAGAAGGAACGUGAUCUCACCGUCUCUCACACGCUGUCGUGCCUGCGUGACGACGCGCACGUGUCGGCCGCCUGCGAGCUCGCGCACGGCAACUCCUGCUUCUUGCCCCGGGUUUCUUUACGGAGUAAGUACGGAGGAUCAAUUUCAAGUGGCGUUGUCGAGGAGCGAGCGGGUGUCGGUAGCCGCGUAGAUCCACCGAGAUCAUCCCCCUCGGUCGUACACGAUCAUGGUCGCCGCGGACGACAGGAUCGUGCACGCCUCGACGCGCGAGACGAUCGAGCUGCACGUCCUGGCCUUCGUCUAUGGCCUGUACCUGAUAGUCCGACGGUUCCUCAAAUGGGUAUGGGACCCCAAGAAGUUCUUCAUGCUGCAGCAACGGGACCAGCCGCCGCCGUGUCUGGUCGACAACAGCCUCGGCACGCAUUCCUAUUUGAAAAUCAAGGGUGUAAAAUUCCAUUAUGUGGAAGCGGGAGACAAGAAUAAACCACUCGUAUUAUUAUUACAUGGAUUCCCGGAUUGCUGGUUAACUUGGAGGAAACAGAUUCCAUGUCUCGCGGAACAUUACAGGGUAGUGGCUAUAGAUUUAAAAGGAUUCGGCGAUAGCGAUAAACCACUUAAUAGACGAUCUUAUAAAAUCGAAAUUUUAAUAGAUGAAUUGAAACAAUUCAUCCUGACUCUCGGUGUGAAGACAUGUAGUAUAAUCGGUCAUGACCUAGGAGGACUUCUGGGAUGGUAUAUGGUCGCUCUACACAGAGAUCUCAUUUAUAAAUUUAUAGCCAUUUCGAGUCCACAUCCAAAUUUCUAUUGGAAUAGAGUAUCGGGAAGUACUGCAUUAGACAGAAAAUGGCUACAUUUCAGUCGACUACCAUUUCUACCAGAAAUCGAUGUACUCAAGGAGGACUUAUCUAUUAUUAAUGAUGUAUAUCAACAUCUUCAAAUAUCUCAAGAUAACAUAGAGAAAAGUUAUGUCGAAGCGUAUAAAUAUGCCUUUAGUAGAAAAGAGGACUGGACAGGACCAAUUAACUAUUAUCGCAACCUUCCAUUUACAAAACUGAACAUAGAUAGCGGCGAACAGAUUGAUAACAAAACGUUGCUACUAGUUGGAAAUAUAGAUCCUUUUGUAACGAUAGAGAGCAUCAUUCAAAGUGCCGAACACGUAGAAGUGUCCAGGGUUAAAAUCAUAUCAGAAGCACGGCAUUUUCCGCAUCAAGAAGAACCGGAUGCCGUAAAUAAGGCAAUCAUUAAAUUUCUAAUAGGCACAACGUAUAAUUUGGCGCCUGCGAAAACACCCGCAAAGAGUCUCGUAUCCUCCUGGCUAGGAUCUUUAAGUAAUACCGUUAAAUAUGGCAAUCAGGUGAUCGACGUUAUGCAUAAACGAACUAAUGAUAUUGUGAACGUGUUGCCCAAUAAAGCACUUUAUUUGGGACAAACAAGUUAGAUAGUGUUACGUAACAUCAGCGUUAUGUUAUUUAGAACUUUGCACUUUGUUACAAAGAAUUUAGAUAUUCUACCUGCGCUAACGCUGACGUAUGAAACUCAUAAAAGGCUGAUUUGGUCCUAUUUAUUGCUUAAUUUUGAUGUAAGUAUAUAUGGGGGUUGCAAUGGGGAUUUUGUGAAUGACGAAAUCUCAUUAUAUAAAGAUUUCUAUCACAUUCACUUUUAUGCAAGCGAUAUUAUGUUUCGAAUUAUUUUUAAUAUUUUUUACAUAUGUUCCUGAUAAGAUCUGUAUGGGUAAUAUGUAAUGAGUCUUUAAUGAAAUGAACUUUUUAUUAAAUCGCAUAUAACCGUUAUUUAGGAAAAAGAACAUCAAUGGAGAGCAAUGUAAAUGCUUUUGUACAAACACUUUUCAAUGUUUACUUUUUAAAUCUUCAAUAAAACAAAUAUAAUUUUCAUAGUUAAAUAAUAUAGUAAUAUGUGUAAUAUAACUUAUAAUAAUUAUGUACAAAAACUUCGUCUAUAACAAAAUUAUAACAUUACUUAAUAUAAGAGUUUUACUAGAUAUUAAUUGUAUAUCGAUUAGACAUUGUGCGGCAACAGAUAAAUAAUAAAAUUGUGUUGCAUAUUUGAAUCUCAAAGAGCACAGUCGCAAAAUAUCUUUAUAAUAAUUUAACAUUAAGAAGCGAUAUUGUUGUGUGUUCAACAUUUGUAAAAUGAUACGUUAUCGUAUAUAAAAUACAAUGUAUAUAUGUUAUAUAAAUA
This is a messenger RNA of Monomorium pharaonis (pharaoh ant), 3061 nucleotides long. Its product is annotated as epoxide hydrolase 4. NCBI's taxonomy places the organism in Eukaryota, Metazoa, Arthropoda, Insecta, Hymenoptera, Formicidae. The record is from RefSeq and is a predicted model, not a curated record. The transcript has 7 exons. Bases 1089 to 2300 code for a protein of 403 amino acids. Gene Ontology annotation, molecular function: hydrolase activity.